AUGUUCUCAGAAUAUGCUUCCAAGUUUCUCGCCCAGUCCCAGUCGCGAAUUUCGAACUUCGUCCAGCCCGAUAACGCUGACCCUCCACCCCGAAACCCCAACGACCGAUACCGACGAGCAAGCCAGCCUCUCCGGGCCCAGUCUCGCGGAUACUCCUCACGGCUGGGCAACCCAUACCUGGCGGCCUCGAACUUCAACUUCCCCCGUUACGCCGCGGCUCCGCCAGACGCGCCUUUGUUUCAUAGCGCCUUGGACGAGUUCCGCGAAGAGGACGACGAGGAGGAGCGGGAGAGGGAGACUGCGGAUUUCUUUGCUCUGCAAAAAUCCAGAAGAACUUUUGCUCCUAUAGCACGGCUCGAAGAGAGCCGCGAGACAGAUCCCGAGGCCAGUCAUGAGUCGGUAGAGACGGCGAAGGACGAUCACGGAAGAUCUACCGAAGACCGUGGGAGAGGAGGAGGAGGGAUAAAGAGCAGCUGGAAUGGCGGUGGCCGGAGUAUGAGAGGAAGAGGGCGAACGCCGGGAAUGAUCGGGGAAGAAGGCAGCGACAAGGAUGGGGAGAGCACACGGCGGAGUAGCAAGGCCAGCAGUAGAGGAAGGGGAAGAAUGGAGGAUAUUGGGCUCGAGUCGACGAUAGAGGAUGAUGAUCCGCCGUAUGAUCUGGCUGUAGAGAUGGACAGCGAUGAUAGCCCGCCUGCCUUCCAGAACUUCCGAUCAGAACCUCGAGAUGGACCGAUCAGAUCGCCUACGAAUUCCAAGAGUGGGCACGACAGAUGGGCCGAUGCACGCCAUGCUGCUGGGGCUGGGAUAUCACGACCUCCGAGCUCAGUUGCGACGGUUCCCGAGGUCCUGGCUCAGACCACUGCAGAAGCGCCGAGACACGAUAUAUUCUGGGGGUCCCUCUAUAUGAUAUGCCUCGGGGCGCUCUUUUCGACUUUCUUCCUCGUCUUUCUCCAUACAGAAACACCUGACAGAAAUAUCGGCGAUACGAUCUACACCACCCUCCAUGCCUCGUUUCACCUCUUCGCUGUAGAUACAGUGGUGUCAGUCUUCGUGUCGCUCAUCUGGUUGGCCCUGCUGCGGUCAUUCGUGAAGCAACUGGUACAUUUGAUUCUGCUCGCAGUCCCGGUCAUCUUGAUCUCCUUCUCGCUGUACCCUUUCAUCGCUAGCUACAAAGGGUCGAGCCACGGCAACAGUCUUCAGGAUAAGGCGAUGAGAUGGCUAUCUUUCAUCCCUGGACUAUUUUCACUGAUAUGGCUGUAUACGAUAUACAGAGGUCGCAAGUCUGUGAGAAAGGCAGUUGACAUAUUACAGUUUGCCUCGAAGAUAUUAGGUGACAACCCUGCUCUUCUUGGGAUGGGAUUCGCGACGUUGGGCGCCGUGGUGGCAUGGACUUGGUUGUGGCUUGGAAUGUUCACCAGAGUGUUCCUUGGGGGCCAUCUAUCGACUUCCGUCACCAGAUUUAUUAUCGAUGCGACAAGUUGGUGGCUAGCAAUCUUUUUUGUCCUGAUGUACAUCUGGACGCUGUCCUUGCUCAGCGGUAUUCAAAGAGCAACUACUGGAGCGGUUGUAUCCCAAUGGUACUUCCAUCGCGGCGUCAUCCCAGCUCCAGCAUCUCGAGAAGUAGUCAUUGCAGCACUCACCCACGCAACAACUACAAUUUUUGGUACUAUCUCCCUGUCAACCCUAUUGGCCCUCCUCAUUCGCUUACCGCUCUUGGUCCUUCCGCGCCGCCUUAUCAGUGUUGUGACAAUCUUCGCUUACUCCUUCAUCCCAACGCCCAUCACUGCACUCACUAACCCUCUUACCCUCACAUAUGCGGCCAUACAUUCUCAAGCCCUUCACGACUCUGCUCGUGGCCUCAGUCAGAUGACAUUCUUGAGUCCGCAGGCACCAACCACAACCCUCACACCGCGAUCUUUCAACGCGCGAAACCGGCAAAUAACUCCCCUUCUUCCUUACCGCCUAGCCAAGCUCAUUUUGCACGCUACCCGGUUCAUCAUGGCCAUGGCUCUCGGUUUCGGCGGGUGGGUAGCUACAGCGCGCCAGCUGCAGAUUUCCAUGCCAGAAGGCGCUGGUAUCAGAGGAAGUGCAUACGCCUAUGUGGUGGGUCUGGUAGCCAGUUUUAUCGGCUGGGGUGUUCUUGGGGCAAUGGAGGGCGUGCUGAGCGGGAUCGUAGACGCGAGUGUGGUGUGCUGGGGCAGUGAGAGAGGGAUGGCAGGGAACAAACAGUAUUGUCCCGAAGCAGCGGAGCUGUUCAGUGAGAGGCCUACGAGGGGGAUGCCGUGA
This is a messenger RNA of Drepanopeziza brunnea f. sp. 'multigermtubi' MB_m1, 2286 nucleotides long. RefSeq lists its product as uncharacterized. Lineage: Eukaryota; Fungi; Ascomycota; Leotiomycetes; Helotiales; Drepanopezizaceae. Gene Ontology annotation, biological process: transmembrane transport. Gene Ontology annotation, cellular component: plasma membrane. Gene Ontology annotation, molecular function: transmembrane transporter activity. The record is from RefSeq and is a predicted model, not a curated record.